This is a messenger RNA of Prunus avium (sweet cherry), 789 nucleotides long. The record is from RefSeq and is a predicted model, not a curated record. NCBI's taxonomy places the organism in Eukaryota, Viridiplantae, Streptophyta, Magnoliopsida, Rosales, Rosaceae.
CAUCUAACAAUCCAACCUUCUCUGCUACAAAGAAAAGACCUUAAACUUCUCAUAUCAAGAAUUAAAAAAAUGGCGUUCAACACGAAGCUUCUUUUGGCCAUCUGCUGUGUCGCAUUGGUCUUCACCCUUGUCUCUGCAAACAUUUCCAAAGCAGAUAUUGAUGGCUUCAUCGAAGAGCACAACAAGGCUCGUAAAGAGGUUGGCAACAAACCCCUUAAGUGGAACACGACCUUGGCCCAGUAUGCUCAAGAAUAUGCCAACAAAAGAAUUGACGACUGCGCCAUGGAGCACUCAAGGGGGCGUUGGGGUGAGAACUUGACCUCCGGCCACAGCAUGACCGGCGCAGCUGCCACUAAGUAUUGGCUCACCGAGAAAGAGUUCUAUGACUACAAGUCCAACAAAUGCGUCAAAGACGAAUGUGGUCACUACCUUGCUGUGGUCUGGGGCAAAACCACCGAGGUCGGAUGUGGCAUUUCAAAGUGCAAGAAUGGGGUGAACUACGUGGUUUGCAGCUAUGAUCCCAUGUACCAACCUGAGGACGAGCGCCCCUACUAGACAAUGUAUGUAUGCUUGCGUGCGCACACGCACACCUACACAAGGCCUGUUGAGAGGUCCAGUGUUUUUUUCCUUUUGCAAAAUUAGAAAAAUAAAAUGUAACGGGUGUAUACAAAUACUUUCCCACCCUCACAACAUUCAUUUACGUGAUUAGCAUUUGACAUGGUAUUGUGAGAGGUUACAAGAGAAUGAAUAAAAAAUUGAAAAAGAAUAAUGUUAUUUCAUUUUUGUAAA